Yamadazyma tenuis ATCC 10573 is the source of this 2965-nucleotide messenger RNA. The record is from RefSeq and is a predicted model, not a curated record. Lineage: Eukaryota; Fungi; Ascomycota; Pichiomycetes; Serinales; Debaryomycetaceae.
AUCAGUUGAAGUUUUUUCAAAAAAGGACUACAGAGCCAGCACCCCUGUCAAUAAACGGGUUUAGAGUUGAAUGCAUUAAUUGCAAACUAUCUAUAGUCUGACCACAAAAAAUAUUGUUCCUUUCUAGUUUGUUGUUUGUUUUGCAUACAGCCCCUAAUCCUCCGCAGAAAGCAUGAGCUUAGCAAUCAGCAAUUCCAGCACCAGCCUAUAUAAUCUUUCCAACUGCCUCUCUGAAGAAUCCACUCUUUUGGAAGAUUAUAAGCUUGUGCAAGAGUACCUCUCGUUUGUUGUGGACGACUACCUUGAAGACCCUCAUCCCACCAUGGACCCUAUACAACAAGAUGAUAUCCAGUUACCAGCCAGAUCUCCAGCCAGACUCCUCAACCAGAAACCCAUUGAAAUUCCUGACUCGCCAGACCUAGGACUUCUGGACUCGAGUUCCAUUGACUACAACUCGUAUGGGUCAGAUAGGUCGAGUCGGUCGUCUAUUUUUUCUGACCAUCAGACUGAAUUGCAACCACAACCACUGCCAACAGACUCACCAGAAGGGCUUCUGGACGAAGAGAUGUUAGUCCUCUACGGGUAUGUGGAUGUUGAACAAGAACAAGUGGUGAACAAAGUCCACGAUGUGAUUACUAUUAGUUAUUCCCACAACGGCAACGACCACCAAAAGCUGAGCCAGCUUAAGGUAGUGGACGUGCAAGUCCGUGCACCUGGUGCUUUCAUUUAGGGAAGGUGUGUAAUGAGUUAUGGGUUAUAUGUGUUUAAUAAUGAUAGAUUUGUUAAUGUCGUAGGAUUGUGUGAAUGCUUGGUUAUUUAGUGAUGGAUGCUAUUAUUAUAUGGUAUGUUUGGUUGUUUAAUAACGUAUUUUAUUAGUAUGUCGUAGAAUUAUAUAGGGGGAUGCGUCCACGACCGUACUCCACCACUCCGUCCACACUCCACCAACCACAAAGACAAACACACCGUCCACACUCCACCAACCACAAACAGACCAACCACAAACACGCCAUCCGCACACUCGCCCACCGCACCAGCCUCCCACUGGUGUUUGCACCAUAAAAUCGCCGCAGCCCUUUUGUGUCCCCGUCCAUCACGUCCCUCACUGGACGCUAUCACCCGCGAGGCUAUUUUUUAGUUUGACAUAUCAAUAAUCUUCACACCACUUUCACAUUACCCACAAACAUGGCGGUAGCGCUAGGCCUGAUCAUCUAUUCGGCCGUCAAGCCCAUCUUUAAGAUAUACAUAAUCACCGGCAUAGGGUUUAUCCUCGCAAAACGAAAUGUACUUACCGUCUCCACUUGCAGAGACAUCUCAGACGCUAUUGUCACCGCAAUUUUACCCUGUUUGAUCUUCACCAACAUCGUUAAGAACCUCGCAAGCUCCGAUAUCAAGUCUGUGGGAAUCAUCUUCUUCACUGCCACCGUGCUUUUUGGAGUUGGGAUUCUCUUUGCAUAUAUCACCUACAUUGUCACCCGUUCUCCUAAACGAUGGUUGGGAGGUUUACUUUCAGUGGGGCUCUUCCCCAACAUUUCGGACUUACCCAUAGCAUACGUCCAAACCCUCACAAACGGCGGUAUGGUCUUCUCCGAGUCAGAAGGUGAUAAGGGCGUUGCCUACGUGUGUAUUUUCCUUGCUGCUCAGGCCUUCUACCAGUUUACCCUCGGACUCUAUGCGUUGAUCCAGUGGGAUUUCAGGGAUGAAGAUGAUGACGAAAAGGUGAUAGGCUCGGGCUCGGACACGGCCUCGGCCCGCCACACCCACGAUACCAUCUCCUCUAAUGCAUCUACACCCAAUGCCGACUCUUACGACGAUGCCUUGUCGAUAUCCAGCUCAUUGCCCUCGAACCAAAUGGUGGAGGUCCCGCUUCCAACAAAUCUUGGUGAAGAAACCUACCGCACCGGAUCACAGCGUCUCUCUCACCGGAUUGGCACCGCCAGUCUUUUGCCCAUUCGAAGCAGAGACUUGAGGUCCAUGAAGUCACAAGACAUAGGCGAUGUCAUUAAUGAAUAUUCGGAAUAUGACCGUUUAAAUGACAAUUCUAAUCUCAGUGGGGUCCAGAGAAUGAUCACCUUGGGAAGUGAUACCAUAGGUCCCGCCAUCAUGGUGGGAGGUGAGUCUCUCAGCAAACCCUUGACUAAUGCAUCUAAAAUUGAAGUUGUCACCUCCAAAGUUCGUCAACGUCUCUAUUCGAUUUUGAAAAACACCCUUGCACCGGUGUCAAUAUCGUUGAUCUUGGCACUUGCUGUGGCAAUGGCUCCUCCACUAAAGGCGUUGUUUGUCAGUCUGGCAUUUUCUAUCCCAGACGCUCCAGAUGGCUUACCUCCUUUAUCAUUUCUAUUGGACACAGCCCUGUACAUGGGUCAGGCCUCAGUACCUCUUGGAUUACUCUUGCUAGGAGCCACGAUUUCUCGACUUGACCUCAAGGGAAUGCCUAAGGGCUUUUAUAAAACCGUGUUGGGAAUUGUACUAUUCCGUCUUGUCCUCUUACCAAUGGUUGGAGUAGGAUUGGUUGCAGGCUUGAACAGGGCCGGGUGGUACGAUGGGAAUAAGUUGAUUCGAUUCAUAUCGGUGUUGGAGUUCGGCUUACCCAAUGCGACGGCCUUGGUGUACUUUACUGCUUUCUACACAGAUCCAAAUUCGGAAGAUCACAUACAAAUGGACUGCUUAGCAGCCGCUUUGAUUUCCCAAUACGCCGUAUUGUUCAUCACGUUACCUUUCCUUGUAAGUUUCACUAUCAAGGUAACGUUGGGAUAUUAGAGGUGUUUGCUUUUGGGAAGAGCUAGUUCCAAGAAGUUUAAUCUGAUAGAGACGUUCUUUUAAAGUUUUUAUCUCACUCACGCCGGUUCUAUAUGAGGCUGCAAAUUCAAAUACACUACCCAAAACGUUUCACUUCAAAGUUAUAUACUUUAGUAAUUUUAUAGAUUUAUCAAUUAGUUCCCUUUCUUAAUUUGACACUUAUCAAUUA